Molecule: messenger RNA, 1137 nt
Organism: Brenthis ino (lesser marbled fritillary)
Lineage: Eukaryota; Metazoa; Arthropoda; Insecta; Lepidoptera; Nymphalidae
Source: the annotation of a GenBank genome assembly
AUGGGUAGAAAGAAGAAGAAGGCAUCCAAACCCUGGUGCUGGUAUUGUAAUAGGGAAUUUGACGAUGAAAAGAUUCUGAUUCAACACCAAAAGGCAAAGCAUUUUAAAUGUCAUAUAUGUCACAAGAAAUUGUACACGGGACCCGGACUGUCAAUACACUGUAUGCAGGUUCACAAAGAAGCCAUAGACAAAGUUCCAAAUUCAUUACCAAAUAGGUCAAAUAUAGAAAUAGAAAUAUAUGGAAUGGAAGGUAUACCCCCAGAAGAUGUAAAGGAGCAUGAGAAACAAAAGACAGGUGGGGGGAAAGGUUCAGACAGUGAUGACGAUGAGCCUGCGGCAAAGAAAAAAGCAACUCCUGCACUGUUGGGUCCCGGGCCAUCAACAGUGACACCUGGCAUUCUGCCGACUCCCAUGGGACCUGUUCCGCCUGGGAUGUACCAUGCACCCAUGCAAAUGAAUCCUAUGAUGCAGCACUUUAUGCAGGCACCUAGAAUGAUGAUGCCCGGUAUGAGGCCACUGUUCCCAGCGGCGAGUGUGCCCACGUCACAGCCGAGCAAACCUACUUUCCCGGCAUACAGUAACGCAACAAUAAGUGCACCACCGACCACUUCGAGCUCAGAUCCAAAAGAAAAUGGCGACGUGAAGCCUCCAGCCGCGAAUGCGUGUCCGCUCGUCACUGCCACCGGUGCGGGCUCCAAAAUAAUACACCCGCCCGAAGAUGUAUCAUUAGAAGAGAUACGGGCUAGGAAUAUAAAGUAUAGACCAAAACCUAAACCAGAUGCACCCGUCACUCCAGCACCACCCACUAUGAUCACACCGAGUACGAGUCAAGCUGAGGUGGCGGCGCACAUGUCGGCGGCGGUGGCGGCGGCGCGGCAGAUGCGGCGGCCGAUGAUGCAGCAGGUGGUGCUGCCGCAGGUGCGCGUGGGCGUGCCGGUGUCGGUGCCGCCCGUCAUGGGCAUGCUGCCCGUCAUGCCGCAGUUCAACCUCAUGAGGCCCCUGCAGCCCGGGAUGCUGCUGCCGGGCGGGAUGGGCGGGAUGAGCGGCAUGGGCGGGAUGGGCGGGAUGGGCGGCGUGAUGCCGGUGGGCAUGUUCCCGGGCGGCAUGGGGUUGCCCGUGAUGCAGCCGCGCUACCGG